Messenger RNA from Lachancea fermentati, 468 nucleotides. Lineage: Eukaryota; Fungi; Ascomycota; Saccharomycetes; Saccharomycetales; Saccharomycetaceae. The record is from the annotation of a GenBank genome assembly.
AUGCCGCGAAUCAAGACGAGCAGAACCAAGGCGGCGCCCGAGGGCUUCGAGAAAAUCAAGCCCACGCUGGUGGACUUUGAGCUGCAGCUCAAAGAGGCGCAGGGCGACAAGGCGUCGAAGCUCGCUGCGAAGGCGGACGAGGGCGCGUGGAAGGUGUUCCAGAUAUGCCACGAGCGGUCGCGGUACGUGUACGAGCUGUUCUACAAGCGCAAGGCCAUCUCGAAGGAGCUGUACGCGUGGCUACUGAGGGAGAAAUACGCGGACAAGAUGCUGAUUGCCAAGUGGAAGAAGAAAGGCUACGAGAAGCUGUGCUGUCUGCGGUGCAUUCAGAGCACGGAGACGGCGCACGGGAACACGUGCAUCUGCCGGGUGCCGCGGUCGACGCUGGAGAAGAACAGCGCCGACGGGGUGGUCGCGUUCAAGAGGUGCGUGCACUGCGGAUGCAGCGGUUGCGCAAGCACGGACUGA